Messenger RNA from Strongylocentrotus purpuratus (purple sea urchin), 1239 nucleotides. Its product is annotated as centromere protein H. Gene Ontology annotation, biological process: chromosome segregation; mitotic spindle organization; kinetochore assembly. The coding region runs from base 172 to 978 and encodes 268 amino acids. The transcript has 7 exons. Gene Ontology annotation, molecular function: kinetochore binding. NCBI's taxonomy places the organism in Eukaryota, Metazoa, Echinodermata, Echinoidea, Camarodonta, Strongylocentrotidae. The record is from RefSeq and is a predicted model, not a curated record. Gene Ontology annotation, cellular component: nucleus; kinetochore.
CCGAGCUUGUAUGGGUCGAUCCAAGUCCCUAGUACAGAGCUAACUCAGCACGAGUUGUUUGAGAUCGACGUUAAUUCGGAAUAGUUGAGAUCCUGUGCAAGUGCAACCAGUCGUCAAAAGGGCGCCAAGCAUACAAGAAAACCAAACACAGAAGACAGAACUAGUGUUUGCAUGAUGGAUGAGACGCCCAUCAUGGAAGCUGAGCCUGAAGGUGACUUUCAGUCAGUCAGUCAGAAGAUGAGAGAUAUAUCACAGCAGUUUGACUCCAGCCAAGGCAGUCAAACAUCCUCUUCAAUUCAAGAAAAUAUAAGCUCAUAUGUCAGAUACAAAGAAUGGCUUGAGAAUGUGAAGCAAGUUCAGAGUGGUCUGAUCAAUUCUUCAACUGAACCUGCUACAUCAGAGGGUGAAUCUAAUGACAUUGAAGAAUUAACAACCAGGAUUGCUGCCCAUCAAGAGGAGCUUAUCAAGGAGACAUCCAACCAUGCGGUCAAAGAACUUGUCGUAAGAAGUGCACAGCUUGGCUAUAAACUCCAGCAGCUCCUGUUCCCAGAGGAUCCAGAGGCUGAGAGCCAGGAGGAGGAGGAGAAGGAGAAGGGGGAGGAGCAGGCCUCAUCUUGGGCAAAGAAGUUAUGUGAGAAGCAGAGGGUGUUAUCAUCAGACAUAUUAGCUCAUCUCAAUGCAUGCCAGUCUCUACAGGAUGAUGUAGAUCAGGGCAAGAAGGACAUUAGAGAUAUACAAGCUGGCAAUGUAGAGUUGAUGAAGAAGUUACAGAGCAGAGAGAGUGCAGACAAGAUGAACGAUACUCCAAGCAACUCUGUACAGCGACAGCAAGAGAAGCUGGACGACCUCAUCUCUCACAUUACCAUGGAGAAGGGUAUACUACAGGGUCUCAUCAUUGGGAGUGGGGUCAACUGGGCUAAAGACCCCGCCCUGAAGGAGGUUGUGAUUGGACUGGGACAGCAGUUGAAACUAGAUUGAAUCCUCUAGGGACCCAUCAUCACCACCACACCUCCUGGUCUGAAGGGCGUCUUCAUUGGACUAGGACAGCAGUUGGAACUAAACUAAAUGUUUAUGUCUCCAGUCUUUUCCUUCGUGGAAGCGAGGUUAAGACAUCAUCCUGAAGGAUACAGUGAUUGGACUUGGAUAAUAGUUGGAACUAGACCAAUACUCCAGAGCAUAAUCAUUGCGAGUAGGAAAGGGAGGAGAAGACCAGUCCAGAGACCUUGCUAGUCUUGAGUU